AACGCUAAGCCAAUCACAGAGCGGAGCCUAGGUCAGGUGACACCAGGGUGGCGUCGUGUCGGAAGCCGUGCUGUCAAAAUGGCAGGACAUGAACAUCACCAUCACCACUUCUCCCUGUGUUUCUGCGACCUGAUGAGGCUGCUGUGGUCGCUGGUGGUGCCCUGCGUCUACCUGAGCCUGGCCCUCACCCUGCUGCUGCUCCUGGUCCUGCUGGGGCUCCGGCUGUGGCUGCAGGCUCGCCGCAGGUCGCGCCGCGCUCAGCAGGGCGGCCCGGCGGUGGCCUUCUUCCACCCGUACUGCAACGCCGGAGGAGGCGGGGAGCGCGUCCUCUGGUGCUCCCUGAGGGCCCUCAUGCACCGGUACCCCAGCGUGGCCUUCGUGGUCUACACCGGCGAUAAGGGAGUGACCGGGGAGCAGAUCCUGGAGGGAGCGCGGCAGCGUUUCAACAUCGCUCUGCCUCGACCCGUCACCUUCAUCUUCCUGCGUCACCGCGGGCUGGUGGAGGCCGCCUCUUACCCCCACUUCACCCUGCUGGGCCAGAGUGUGGGCUCCAUGUUCCUCGGGUGGGAGGCCCUCACCGCCUUUGUUCCCGACCUUUACGUGGACUCCAUGGGCUACGCCUUCACGCUCCCCAUCUUCCGCUACCUGGGGGGCUGCAAGGUGGCGAGCUACGUUCACUAUCCCACCGUCAGCACGGACAUGCUGUCUGUGGUCAGAGAGAGGAACCCCAGGUUCAACAACGCAGACUUCAUCUCCAGGAACCCGGUGCUGAGCGCGCUGAAGGCGGUGUACUACUGCUGCUUCGCCCUGCUCUACGGCCUGGCCGGCUCCUGCAGCCACGUCGUCAUGGUGAACUCCACCUGGACGCUGCGCCACAUCCUGGCCCUGUGGCGCUCGCCGGGCCGCACCAGCAUCGUCUACCCGCCCUGCGACGUGCGGGCCUUCCUGGACGUCCCGCUGGAGGGGGGCGACAACGACGACGACGAGCUGGAGGAGGGCUGGGAGGAGCUGGGGGGUGACGAGGAAGGCGGCGGGGCGGACAGGAAGCGCCACUCCAUCGUGUCCGUGGGUCAGUUCAGGCCGGAGAAGGACCACCCGCUGCAGAUCCGAGCGUUUCGCAAGCUGCUGGACAGGAAGGGGGACGGCCCCGGGGGGAGGGAGGCGCUGCGGCUGGUGCUGGUGGGGGGCUGCAGGAACCAGGAGGACGAGGACCGGGUGCUGAUGCUGCGGGGGCUCUGCCAGGAGCUUGGCAUUGCGGACCGCGUCGACUUCAAGCUCAACGUUCCCUUUGAGGAGCUGAAGAGGGAGCUGGCGAACGCCAGCAUCGGCCUGCACACCAUGUGGAACGAGCACUUUGGCAUCGGCGUGGUGGAGUGCAUGGCCGCAGGCACCGUGGUCCUCGCCCACAAGUCCGGAGGCCCCCAGCUGGACAUCGUGGUGCCGCACGAGGGCCGGCAGACGGGCUUCCUGGCCGACAGCGAGGACAGCUACGCCGCCGCCAUGGAGACCAUCCUGGCGCUGUCGCCGUCGGCCAAGCUGGAGAUCAAACGGGCCGCCCGGGAAUCCGUGGGGCGGUUCUCGGAUCAGGAGUUUGAGGCCUGCUUCCUCGCCGCCACAGAGUCUCUGCUGAACAUGCUGGUGCCGUGAAGAGGCACAGAGGAGACCCGGUGUCCGCCGGGGAUCAGAGCGGCAGUUUUCUUUCCGUCUGUGCAGAAAACCGGCCGGCUGGAUGCAGCAUGGAGGAGGAGGAGGAAUGCACCGAGUAACGGCACAGAUCUAAGUCACUUUCUAUUUUUCUUGGCUUUUAAAGACCUUGUGGAACUCUGGACCCUCUCUUAGCGCUGCUACUUCACGUUUUUCUCAUUUACUCUGAUGCCACUGAGUGGCUCUGAGGAGUGAAGCUCAUUGGUCUGAUUAACGCAUCCCGAGCUAAUUGUUAAAGUGCAACACGGUGACUCGUUGUCGGCUUAGUUACCAGGAAGCCAGACAUUAAUACAAAUACAUGUGAAAUUCAUGAAUGAAUCAACAUUCUCUUUGAAUUCCAGCCUAAAAGCAGAUAAGUGUCCAGACUGAAGAAAAGAAGAAGCAGAUCAUUCCCAGUGUCCUAUUUUAAACAGGCAUGCAUGUGGGCAUCUAUUUCCUGAACAGCUCAACACAUAGUCCAGGUGUCAGGAGAGUGGAAGCAUGCAGACGUUUGGGUCCCAGGCUAACGGGGACCAUCUGAAGGCUGUUGCUGCGUGUGUGUGUGUGUGUGUUGACUCUUGAUCCAAGAAGCUAAAGGAUUUUGUGUGUGGCUGUUUAACAGACCAACCAUCUGAUCGUUGCACACGCCUGACUCCAGGAUGUAGGUGAAUCAGACCGCUUUCUGCAGCGAGCCACGUCGUUUCCCCUUUCAGAGUUUCUGUCUAAACUAAGCUGGACUUGGUGCGUCUCUGCACUGCAGAUCAUGUCGACGUCUCACUUUUUUUGAGAUUAACAAACUUGUUUCCUAAAACCCGCUGUGUUUAAAUGUCUCGGUGCAGAAACAAAACAAAACAAAAAAAAAAACAUCUUUGGAGUUUCAUUCUAGGCUGUACAGCUGAUGCUGACAUGAUUUUUGAAGAGGAUUUGUUUUUCUGAUGGCAUCCCCUGGCACCUAGUGAGCUCUAAAAGAUCUAAAUAUUAUUUCCUGUCAGCGGAGUUCUAGUUAAAUUUUUUUUUUUUUUCUGUUGCUGCUUUGUGCAUCCUCUGUAGUUGUAUUUAACAUGGAGGGAACGCUGAGGUGACGGCCAAAUCUGUCGCUUCCCUCCACUUGCAUUCCUGCUUUAGAUGACGUAAUAUAAUAAAAUGUAUGAUAUUAUGAAAUCAUUAUUUUCAAAGAGGCAUUAUUACUAUUUAAGUCUAUGUAUGUUGUUUAGGUGACUGGAGAAAUGGAAAUUACACUUGAAUAAUACUGCAAUAAAACCCUUAAAAAAAA
This is a messenger RNA of Fundulus heteroclitus (mummichog), 2956 nucleotides long. Its product is annotated as GDP-Man:Man(3)GlcNAc(2)-PP-Dol alpha-1,2-mannosyltransferase. Bases 79 to 1647 code for a protein of 522 amino acids. The record is from RefSeq and is a predicted model, not a curated record. NCBI's taxonomy places the organism in Eukaryota, Metazoa, Chordata, Actinopteri, Cyprinodontiformes, Fundulidae. Gene Ontology annotation, cellular component: endoplasmic reticulum membrane. Gene Ontology annotation, biological process: protein N-linked glycosylation. The transcript has 6 exons. Gene Ontology annotation, molecular function: GDP-Man:Man(3)GlcNAc(2)-PP-Dol alpha-1,2-mannosyltransferase activity.